This is a messenger RNA of Amoebophrya sp. A25, 227 nucleotides long. The record is from the annotation of a GenBank genome assembly. NCBI's taxonomy places the organism in Eukaryota, Dinophyceae, Syndiniales, Amoebophryaceae.
CUCCAAUAGAAGAUCAUGUUGGUAUCCGUGUGAGCGUAACAAGGAGUUAUCAAAAUCAAGGACCGCCAGGAGCUCUUUCAGCACCUACUUCACCUGCUCUUGAGUUCACCUCAACGCCCUAUGUCAGUACUAGCCUAGACCACAACUACCACAUAGGAAGGGAGCAGUUUGUCGAAGCCACAACGUCAGUGCCACUACAAGGUGCUGGUGAUCAUGUUGAAGAGCGG